Messenger RNA from Rana temporaria (common frog), 2883 nucleotides. Its product is annotated as complement factor H-like. The record is from RefSeq and is a predicted model, not a curated record. The transcript is spliced from 12 exons. The coding region runs from base 250 to 2070 and encodes 606 amino acids. NCBI's taxonomy places the organism in Eukaryota, Metazoa, Chordata, Amphibia, Anura, Ranidae.
CAUUAUUGUUCGCACACAGACCUCAUGGAACAAAAAAGUACCCAUGAUUUUCUGAGGCAGAAAGUGGACUGGUCAGCCAGUAAUCAUGACAAGACAUCACCCUAUCUCAUUUCCUUUUUUUGAACUGAAAAGAUCAUUGACAUAAAUGGGAAGUUCACCUAUAUAUUAAAAGGGAAAACUGCUAGAAGGCUUUAUAACGUUCCAAGAACCAAAUCAGUCAUCAGAGUGGUCAGCUAGUUCUGUGCCAGAAUGAAUGUGCUGGGAUUGAUGUUCUCUAUUGGAGCAGUCACUUUGAGCUGCGCCUUCCCACAAAUGAAAGGUAGUUGCAAAAUUCCACCAAGAUUGGGACUUGCGGAGUUGUUAGAGGCCUCGGAACAAGAAUCAUUUCCCAUGGGACAUGUAGUACGUUAUGCUUGCCGCCCUGGAUAUUCACGCUAUGGGGCGGCUAUUAGAAUGAUCUGCUCAGAAGGCAGAUGGCUAUCAGUGUCAAAAGGGGAAUGCAAAAAAAAACGCUGUGGUAACCCUGGGGACAUUGAUUUUGGAACAUUUGAGCUGAAAAAUGAAGAAGACUUUGUAUUUGGAGCUAUAGUUGAGUACUCCUGUGAACUAGGGUAUCAAAUGAUUAGCAAAUAUAACUCUAUUGAGUGCACAGCGGAUGGUUGGUCAAGAGACCUUCCUCAUUGUGAAGCCAAACUAUGUCCCCCUGUGGUGGAUGACAGUGUAAGAGUUCUGUCCACCGUACAUGAUGAAGAAUAUACAGCAGGUCAUGUAAUAAACCUGGAGUGCAAAAAUCCAAAUAGGAAACUUAAUGGGCCAUCUCAGAUUCACUGCACAUCCGAUGGAACUUGGAAUGUAGAUCCACCAACAUGCAAAGCCAAUAGAUGCCCCCCAGUGGUGGAUGACAGUCUAAGAGUUUUGUCCACCAUGCCUGAUGAAGAAUAUACAACAGGUCAUGUAAUAAACCUAGAGUGCAAAAAUCCAAAUAAGAAACUUAAUGGGCCAUCUCAGAUUCACUGCACAUCCGAUGGAACUUGGAAUAUAGAUCUACCAACAUGCAAAGCCAAACUAUGUCCCCCUGUGGUGGAUGACAGUGUAAGAGUUGUGUCCACCGUACAUGAUGAACAAUAUACAACAGGUCAUGUAAUAAACCUGGAGUGCAAAAAUCCAAAUAAGAAACUUAAUGGGCCAUCUCAGAUUCACUGCACAUCCAAUGGAACUUGGAAUGUAGAUCCACCAACAUGCAAAGAACAAAAACGUAAAAAACAGCCGUGUUUUCCUCCACCUGAAGUUUUGUUUGGCGAGUUAAUUGGAAGGAAAAAGCAGAUGUAUGACUCAGGAUCCACCAUCGAGUUCAAAUGUGUUAGCUAUUAUAAACGUCAAGGAAAGAAAGAAAUCAAAUGUCGGAAUGGAGUCUGGGAACAAUUACCAGCUUGUCUAGUGCCAUGUAUUCUAAAUUCGAAUUACAUAAAAGGAAAUCACACAGACCUUGUAAAUGCCAAGGAAAAGUAUGUGGAACAUAACAAAACUGUAAAAUUUAAGUGCUUGCAAACAUUUGAAAUAUCUGAUGCUAAGCUGCUAAAUGUAAAAUGCUUGAAUGGAACGCUAGAAUACCCCACAUGUGUCAAGAUGGUGCCAUGUAUUCUAAAUUCGAAUUACAUAAAAGGAAAUCACACAGAUCUCGUAAAUGCCAAGCAAAAGAAUGUGGAACAUAACACAAAUGUAAAAUUUAGGUGCUUGCGAACAUUUGGAAUAUCUGAUGCUAAGCUGCUAAAUGUAAAAUGCUUGAAUGGAACGCUAGAAUACCCCACAUGUGUCAAGAUGGUGCCAUGUAUUCUAAAUUCGAAUUACAUAAAAGGAAAUCACACAGAUCUUGUAAAUGCCAAGCAAAAGAAUGUGGAACAUAACAAAACUGUAACAUUUAGGUGCUUGCAAACAUUUGGAAUAUCUGAUGCUAAGCUGCUAAAUGUAAAAUGCUUGAAUGGAACACUAGAAUACCCCACAUGUGUCAAGAUGGCAGCAGAUGAAAUUACUGUUCAGCCUUCUGUGGAAAGUGAGCCUCACAUAUACUAAGAACUGGUUUCAGAAGAAUAUUGCACCUAAGAUGAAGAAAGCAAGCAAAAUAGAUCUACAGGGGCUGACGAGCACAACAGCGCAUUUAAAUCUCUUUAUUCUGCUUGGAAUUACAUUUUUAUAUUAUACAUACACUGUUAAAAUAAAUUGUUUCUGAACAGAAUAAGUGUUAGAGUUGGAUUCUAUUAUGGACUUAGAACAGCUCUUGGCAGCAUAAGAUGAUAGCUUGAACCAGUAUACAACUACUUGGAGUUCCUGGACUGUAUUCCACACAGAAUUUCAAUUUAUGGCAUCCUCUUCAAUACAGUUCUUUGUUGUUUUGGUCAUAGUGGAGAGAGGUGGAACUUUCCCUCCCCUUUCUACCCCUGCUGUUUGUCUUAGUACUGUACCAAUCAUAUGCUACCCCUUCUUUUACCUGGAAACCCUCUACCCCAAAUUAUUUUCUUAUAUUCUUCAAUAAUUGUUAUUCUAGUCCCUGUCAUUGUCCCUUUUUUCACUGGAUAACAAUGAGUAAUGACACUGGUUAGUAACACUUUAAUAAAUAAACAUCUUUCAUAGAUCAUCAGUCAGAUAUUGUGAUAGGAACAGGAAAUGUACAGAUUUUGACUGAGGAUGAUAAUUGUUCUAGAUAAUUUGGAUGAUUGUACUCCUAUAUACCUUCUAUGCUUGUGUGUGUCAAUAAUUCAUGUAUAUAAUCAUUUCCAGUGUGUACCACCAUGUGACAAGUUUGUAUUUGGUGCCUCAUUAUAAAUACCUUGAAAACCUGUAAUAUAAUAUCAACAAAAAUAAAUUGUUUCUAUCAGCGUGUUAAAA